Molecule: messenger RNA, 853 nt
Organism: Botrytis cinerea B05.10
Lineage: Eukaryota; Fungi; Ascomycota; Leotiomycetes; Helotiales; Sclerotiniaceae
Exons: 3
Coding region: 92-793 (233 amino acids)
Biological process (GO): ribose phosphate biosynthetic process
Molecular function (GO): sedoheptulose-bisphosphatase activity
Source: RefSeq, a predicted model, not a curated record
GGUGGGGUUUUAUUUACCUUAUGUUCCUUUGGGUUCAAUGCAAUUUGAAGCUGUCAAUUGAACAAUUAGUUGAAGGAUCAAUAACUUCAUCAUGCCAGACAAGGACGCAGGUACUCCGAGAGUCUUUCUCAUUAGACAUGGCGAAACAGAAUGGACCAUCUCAGGCCGCUACACAGGCCGAAGUGACAUUCCCCUAACUCCCCAUGGAGAAACCCAAGUUUCCUCCUCCGCCCGCGUCCUAGUCGGUCCCUCCAAAAUCAUCAAUCCUUCAAAGCUCGCGCACAUAUUCAUCUCCCCUCGAACCCGUGCUCGCCGCACAUUCGAAAUCCUCUUUGACGAAAAAACACAGCAACAACUUGCAGAUAAAACAGAAAUCACAGAAGAUAUUAGGGAAUGGGAAUAUGGAGCUUAUGAAGGAUUACUUACUGCGCAAAUCAGAGCUGCGCGGAAGGAACGGGGUCUAGAUGCAGAGAAACCGUGGAAUAUUUGGACGGAUGGAUGUGAGGAUGGGGAGAGCGCGGAUGAGGUGAAGGAGAGAUUGGAUGGGGUUAUUGCGAAGAUUAGAGAGAUGCAAGGUCCGUAUAUGCAUGGAGAGAAGGGGGUGGAUGUUGUGUUGAUUGCUCAUGGACAUAUUUUGAGAGCGUUUGCGAAGAGAUGGAUUGGGUUUGAGUUGGGAAGAGCGUUGCCCAUGAUGCUUGAGCCGGGCGCUGUAGGUGUGUUGAGUUACGAACACCAUAAGGUUGAUGAACCGGCAUUUUUGCUGGGUGUGAAUAUGGGUGCGAGCGAAGAGUAGAAAUUCAGUUCAUGGGAACGAUUCUAGACUGCAUAUAAAGUAGACAUAGAUAUUAGAGCA